Molecule: messenger RNA, 16482 nt
Organism: Taeniopygia guttata (zebra finch)
Lineage: Eukaryota; Metazoa; Chordata; Aves; Passeriformes; Estrildidae
Source: RefSeq, a predicted model, not a curated record
GUAAAAAAAUCUGCAAAAUGAUUCUCAGUUUCACUGGCUAGCACCUUUUUGAGGGUGUUUCCCAGUUGGAAGAUACUGGCUACACUUGAAGUGAUUCUGUUGGUGUCACCUUUUGGCCACUUAUUGCAGCCAGUGCUGCUUUUAUGUCUGUCACACACUGUAGUAUUUUUUAACUCUUCAAACAGAGGGAAGAAAGAGUGGAUUGUGAAGAACCUUGUUGCAGCUCCUUUGUGCCAAAGAUUGUAAGGCACAAUCUAGUUCUUGGCACUAUUACAGCUGGAGAGACAUCUGUGGUUCUGAGAAGGAAGAAAUCUUUGGAUCAAAAUCAGUUUGUGCAGAGGAACACACCAGGUCCUCUGGAGAGGCUGCUGUGGAGCACAGGACAAGGAUUCUGCCUCAGGACAUCCCUUGUACUUUAAUGCUACAAGCUCCUGUGUAACUGGUCAGGUUAGAAGACGCUGCUGCUCAAAAGUACCCAAACGAAACAAAUAUUCACGUGAAGGAAACUUACUGAGUGUUUGGAUUGGGAAAAAAAACAAGAUUAGAAAAUAUUAGAAUCCAUUUAAUGCCCACAGAAUAAAACAAUCAAGAGAAAUUUGAUCAAGUCUGAUUAAAGGAGUAUCCUCACCGAUAAGAACAGUUGCAGAAGUGAAAUAUUAUCCUGCCUUUUCCCAGCUGUAUUCCAUCACCAUUCAUCUGUGGCUGCAUUCAUUUUAUGUUUUGAGAGAUCAACCGAAGUGUGGUUCUGUAAAUUCCCAGAAAUCCAAUUUUUGAACCCACAGCUCUACCAGGAACAAGAAUUGGCUGAGAUUGAAUUUGUUCUAAAUAUGUGCAUCUAAAGACUGUGUAUAAGUUCUAAAAUUAUUCCAGUGCCAACAAGGAGAUACUGCAAGCCUUGUCGUUGGCGAGACCCUAUGUUUUCUGGACCACUUCCACAGCUAAAAUAAGCAGACUGAGAGGAGGGUGAAAAGCAUCUGCCUACAUGCACAACCAACAGUGCUUCACUAUCUUGAGGAUCUUCCUUUGACAGACAGGACAUGAGUGUACAUUGCUUUGUGUUUGGGGAAAGACUUCAUUACUGUUUAUUCAUUCCUUCACUCAGGCACCUUUGAUAGUAUUAACCUGGCAGAAAGAGUCAGGAAAAGUUGUCUGGCUGCCACCAGACUUUGUGGAAUAUUCCACUGCACCAAGCAGGGAUUUAGCUCCUCAAGUAAGAGAAUGAAAAGGUAGCUGAAUUGCAUUGGUUUGCAUUUCUAAACGCCUUUUAGGCAUUCCAUUGUCUAAAAGGGGGUGAAGGGCUGAUGCUUUUGUUUCUAAUUAUCAGUAUACAUGCAUAUUUAACCUUUUCUUGAAUCAUUUAUUUUAUAUUAAUAUAAGGUGUUUGUUUUUAAGAUUAUCAAUCAUUUAUGAUUUUUCCUGUAACCCUUGUGCUUGGUGCUUGCAAUCCACUUGGAAGUAUAAUUCUACAAAUGAUAAAAAUCUUAUCAUUUACAAAGAGCUGAGAAACUAGAUAAGCAGAUUAUUAAAAUAGUGGUGAUGGGCCAGAUUCAAGUAAGCUUUUCAAUAUUUCCUCUGAGGGGGCUAAAUCUGACUUUAAAAUCAAAGUGGCCUGGUUUUAACUUCCUUAAGAGUGUCAUCAGGUGGUUAUUGAAGAGCAUACUGAAUAGAUGCUGAACCUAAUCAGAUUUCAUCUGCUCCUCUGAAGCCAGAAGGCAGCUGUUCUUUCAAGGCAAUGGAGUUGUGUGAUCACCUCAAUAAAAAAAGCUUACUGGAGCAUGAAAUAAAUGCUAAUAAUACCAAAGGGCUGAAUAACAGAAACUGAAGCACCCACGGAUACUUCAGCCAUGUGUCUUCUGUGCUUUCCUAACUGUCCUCUCCAUUGCUGCUGUUUCUCUGCCUGGGGGAGAAUCCUUAAAACUGAAUUACUUGGUUGUUCAUAAAUUCAGUUCUCCUUUUAGUGAAUUUGAGGAGGAGUAGAAACCUUUUCUGCUGCUGGGUAAAUUGCAGAUUGCAAAUAGUAAUUUUUCUGUCAGUACUCAUAGUGCUACUCUUUCUCUUAACAUAAUUAUCAGUAUGAUAGAAAUGGUUUCAGUGCCCUUCACAAUUUGGGGGAGUUGAAUGCGAACAGUCAGAGGUCUGUUGUAACUCACACAAGCAAAUGCAAUUCCAUAAGGUCAGGUAUAUGGGCACUUACUCAAGGUCCUGCUCUUAUUGAGAAUAUUUCUAUUGUACUGAGCAAUUGAACCUAUUUCUGGGUCUUCCAUGUGCUUGCUAUUACUUUAUUUUCAUAUUGGUUUUGAGAGUAGGUAGAUCUGACUCAACUUCCCAUUUGUGAAGACCUGACCAUAGAUAGCAUUUUUUAUAUCAAGGAUAAAGGAACUGCCAGUCCUCCUUACAAGACCUCUGAGUCAGGAGGUUGGUGAAGGAGCCGUGUUUCAUUGUUCGGUUCUGAUCAGAGAGCCAACAGAUUUUAUUUCUGUUGUUUUGUGGUGAUUACAGAAAGAAUCUGUAGAAUAUAAAUGACAAGUAAAUGUAAAAAGCAGUUUUGGUAUUGUUUGCAACAGCGUUUUUUUCUCUAGAAUAUGGCCAUGUGUUUACAGCUGUGUAUAAAGCUUCACUAACAGGUUUGAAUAUUCUGUUCUCUAAUGUGAGUUUAAGGCCUUUUCUUUUAUAUCUGAAAAAUGCUCUAAGAUUUUCCUCUUUGCCUCACAUCCUCCAAACAGCAUGCUCCAAACUCUCCAACCCUCCUUCAUGCAAGAUAUUCCCUCUGAUAAAAAAGCAUAAGCCCCAGAGACCACUAGCACAAUUCUUACAAAAAUAUUCUGUGUAGGAACAUAAUCUGAGGUAACUGGGAGUGGGCUGGGCCCAGCCUCAUCCCCAUGGGCACAGCUGUGAGGAGCAGGUGAGCAGCAGUGACAGCAAUGAGCCAGGGAGUGACCAGGGCACUGACCAAAAAGGGAGCAGAGGGCUCACAGGUGCAGUGCAUUAACAAUCAGGGGUAUGAAAGGCUGGGCUGAAGAAACAGAAGGGCAGAUGCUUGCAGUCUUCUGAAGUGAUGUGGUGCUACUCUGUAUGGGCAGAUGUCCGAAGCCUUCUGAUGUGGUGAGGUGUUACUCUGUAUGGGCCUAAAGCCUUCUGAAACUGUAUGGUGACUCUGUAUAUUGUGGCUGUCUCGACUGCAGUAUGUGCUGUGGCAUAUGCUGAGACAAAUCUGGAUCUCUGGAGAGAUCCCAGGACAUAACUUAAUGCACUCACCAAGUUUCCCAGGCUGGCCUCAAUCCUGGGUUGGGGGCUAUUCCAGUAAACAAUGCUACUUGUCUGAAGUCCUAGCCUUGGCUGAGGAGACUAUAGCAGGAUCCUCCGAAUAAUUUCAGCGUGGAUUCUGACUGCUGCCAAAAUGCUUUGUUGCUUCAUAUAGAGGUAUGACACACAACACAGAAUGUUGUGUGUCCUUUUGAGAGUAAUUCCUCAGCAGAGUUUUACUCUUAUGUACCAGGCCAUUUCUCCAUGUGGUACGACAGAGACCAUCUGAUCAUGGUUUCACUUACAGGCAUCUGUUCUUCCUUUUUAUUUUCCUUUCACUUCUACAUGUAUUUGUCUGGCAUUACCGGAAGAGAAACAUAUUUGCUCAGUGGCUUUUCAAAAUACACAAGCUGUAUGCUUAUAUAAAGUAAAUUUAUCUUGUCCAAGCUGACAAAUGCAUUUUUUGUGUCUUGUGUUUUUGUGUGCAGUCGGCUGUCAAGAUAGAAAAUUGCACAGCCCUUAAGUUGCAAUAAAGAUGUUUCCGAAGUGUCUCUAUGCCUGACAGAACAGAUGUUGAAUCCUGGUCUGACCCUGUCAAUUAAGUGAGCCAGGUGCCUCCUCACUUUGUUUACAGCUUAAUACCACUAGCUAAAACCAAAUCAGUCUGUUUUGUUUGGCACUAUGACUGUGAAUUGUCAGGAGCAUGGGAGAAAUGAUCCCUGCUGACAGGGACUGUUGGUUUAGAGGCAAGUGUUGGGAUCUCUUUUUCUAAGUGGGGAGUAGGAGAAAUAAAAAUAUGUAUUCUUUAUACAAAAUAUUAUCCCAAAAGGUGUAAUGGGGGUUCUUGAUGUUGGCUUUUCAGCUCUAGACUGGCUUGCAACUGAUGCAAGGGCCCAGGGGUCCUCAAGGAAUUCAGGGUUUUGGCUCUGGUGAAGUUCUGUUUAUCCAAAGUGUGGACUAAAGGGGCAACUUCUUGUGAUCCCAUUUGCCAAGGAAAACUACACUCCUCCGUGAACAAUUUCAUUUCAAACAAUAAGCUCAGCUGGAAUAUAAAAGCAGAAGCAUAUUUCCUGUGUAGGUACAUGGCUAACUCUUGCCAAAACAGAAUAGAAGACUCGUGGCUUCAGUGUUCUUUGGAUCAAGCCUGAGGACCUGUUGCCUGACUCUCUUUUGUCCAAAGUUAUUGCUAACUAGGUUUAGGAAGAUACUGUCGGAUUGUGCAGGCAAGUCAGAUGUGUGUGCACUUUUUACCAAAGAAUUUUCUGAGGAGAAUUUAUCCAAAGCUUUUCUCUUUUGUCCCUCUUGUAGACUGAGGGGAAAACACAUUUAUACAGUCUUUUUUACUUCAGUUAUCAUUAGAUAUAAGCAGUUAUCUUUACCAUAGCUAAUUGCUCUGCAGGACUAAUUUUUUUAAUUGCUGUUGGGGAGCAAAGAGAGCCCUCUAAUGGCAGGAGCAAAGGUGUUGGUUUCAAUCCACAUAUGCCUGUGGUUCCCAGUAGCCUUCAGUAUUAUAAAAUUUACAGCAGCCACUGGAUAAUCUACCUUGCUUUUGAGCACAUAACUGUUCCAUUAUGCUUUGUCUUCUGAUCUUAGAGCAGGGCUCUUGGUACAUAAGUAAUUCCCAGGAAUUACUUCUGUUUUCAGUGUCUCAGUAGUAGAUCUCUGCUAGAAAAGUUCAGUAUCUGGAUAUAGAUUUGUUCACGUUGUCAUUCAACCAUGUGCCAACAUCUGUUAGUGUGUUUAAGAUGACUGUGAAUAUCUUGAAGUGUGAGGGAUUAAGGCCCAAGUUUCCAGGCUGAUGCUCCACAAGGGAGCUAAGGACAGAUUUCCUAUAGGAUAAGCACCUUACACUCACAAUGCCAUCUGGUCAGGCUCUGAACACGUUAUCAGAGAAAUCAGGUCGCUCUGUGUCUGUGAGCAAUCCUCACGUGAACGUGACUGGUCUGGCUUCUGCAGCCUCACAACCACAACAACCUCAGUUGACUUGCAGAAGAAGGACUUUACAAUUAAAAAUUGUAAAGCAGGUAUAUUUUAUUCCAGCUGGAAUAAUGUUGCAGAUAUGUUUUAUUUCAGCUGGGAUGCAUGGGGGAUAUUUCCACCAAAGGCACGUGUACCUGGUGAGACAGAUUCCAGGUUUAAAUAUGCAUUGAUCCCCCAAGCCCAUACCUCCCUGCCUGCCCAUUCCCUUCCCAGAGCUUUUGGUGGUGCCACACCUCCUGGUGGUCCUGGGUGGGUGUCUUUGAUGAGGUAACAUCAUCCUCCUUGAUGUUUGCUGCUUUCUUCUGGGCAGGUGCAGUGGAGGUUUGGCCAAAACCAAAGGGAGCAGAGGGCACACAGGUGCAAUGUAUGAACAAUCAGGGGUAUAAAAGGUUGGGCUAAAGAAUAAGGAGGGCAAUGCUUGAAGCCUUCUGACGUGGUAAGGUGUUACUCUGUAUGGGAUGAAGCUGUAAGAAAUUCUGAGGUGAUACUCUGUGUGUUGGGCCACCUCAACUGCAACAUGUGCUGCAACAUGUAUGAUCAUUUAACUGCAUUGCUGUGCGCUCCAUUUGUGAUGUGUGGUGCAGUCACAGCAAUGGUUGCAUUCUGGCUAAAGGAACUCUGUGUGCAAAAGCCAAACAGCAACAGGGAUUCUCCUCAAACACCUGACAAGCAAGGUGCUGCUUAGGUCAGUGAAGAAGAGUGCUUUUCUGCUGGGUUUUGUCAUCUUGUUUGGGCUUCAGCACUGAUGCCAGCCUCAGGGGGCAAAAUAUUCCUGAGGCAUCCUUUGGUGCUUACCUGGUUUCUGAAAAGCAAGUAUCUUCAAAAGUGCUUCAGAUUGUCUCCCAAAACUGAAGUGCACGUGAAAAUGCUGUCUGCUAGGUGGGUCCUCCACACAAAGCUUCCUGUUUGCAUUGUCCCAGAACCCUGUGUCCCAGUCAGUGCCAGUUGUGUGGUCUGUUCACUGAGCAAUGCUAAAACCUAUUUGCAUCACAGGUUUCUCCCCAAGGAGUCAAUAUGUAUAGGAAGGUGUUUUCAUCAGGGGAAAAAAAAAAAAAAAGUGUGAAGAAGUCCAUCUGUUUAUGAAUGCUAUCAGGGAAGCAGUGAGGUGGUUAAAAACAAGAUUCUGUAUGAGCUGAGAUAAUGCAGUUGUGUCUCCAAGUCCCUCUUUAAAGCAAUUUUUUUUUUUGACUCAGUGGCUUUCCUAUUGUUAGCUUCCAUUACUUGGGAAACUAUAAAUGAUGGCAAUUGUCACUCAGCUCUUAUCUUGAUGUUGUUUGAGUGUACCAAGGUUAAACAAUUCAGCAUUUUCUUUUUACUUAGUUAAAUAUAUACCAAUGCUGCUGCUUUAUUCUACACACAUCUUCAGGAGUGUGGUUGAUGAAAAGAGAGAAAGCACUCUAUGUCUUGACCUUGACCUCAUAAGCUCCACCUUUGAUAGUCUUUGAAAGGAACUCCUCUUAAAUUUCCAUUUAAGUCCGGACUCAGCAGUUUUUAAAACAGAUUCUUGAUUCUGAGCAGUAAAGUCAAUCUACUCUUCAUAAUUUUAUUAUGAAAUAUUAGUGCUUUGCACUUUUUCCUGUCUUUUGAACAGAAAUUUCUAUUUCCUUCCUCAACAUUUUUUCCAUGCUUCCUUUUGUUCCUAAACAUGUCAAGUCCUCCUCUUCCUUGUCAGUUUUCAUUGAACAGAAAAUUAAUAUUUUGCCUCUUGGUAAAAUGAUCUCUCAUCCCUUCUUUGUCUAUGUGGAAUCUCAAAAAAACUCUGUGGUCUGAAUUUCCUCAAGUGCUGAAAUACAUUAAUUUGUCUUCAUGAAAUUCUGUCCAUGAGACUGACUGGAGUGUAUCUUUUCAAAAAAAAAAAUGUUGUAAAAUGGGGCUGCAUUGCUUUUUUUGCUUUGACACUAAUUUUGUACCAAGGACACUUAUAGGAUUUGAACACAUCUGUUUCAAGGCAGCAUAUAAUCAUCUUAAAGCAACAGUAUGAUAAGAGAUUUUUCUGUCAUUUAAUUUGUAUUUCAGCAUUCACUGCAGUAACUUUGGAUUGUGUAAUCUUAGUUAGGAGAUGUGAAAAUCUUUCUCAGAUAUUUUAUUCAUUCCUCUGUAUCUAUUGUUGAGAUUCUUGCUAUGUAGUUCUCUUGAUUUACCUUAUUGAUAGAUUGAUAAAAAAAAAAAAAGCCAAGUAAGUACAGCAUUUUGAGAUAAAGUUCUAGAAAUUGUUGGAGGAGAUGGUGAGAGCAGAGUGCUCAUAGGUAGAGCUAGUAGGAAUGAAGAGACAAUCUUUGGUCUCUCGCCAGGUUAAACUAUUUGAUUUGAGAACCAUAUACACACACUGAUUGUAGAAAUCUCUCCAGGCAAAGAGUGGAUAGUUGAUGGAAAAUGCACGUGGGACUAGAGCAAUAGUCCCACAUGUUUUGAAGGUAAAUUACUUCAAAGCUGAGUAUUUAAUAUUCUUGUAAUAGAAAAUCUGUUGACAUAUAGCAUGUUUUUUAGGUUAAGGACAAGCACUGCUUUGGUAUAAGGCUGCCUGGAUAUUCAGGUUUCCUCUGGCCACAGCAAUCCAAGGCAAAGGCUGCUGUAUGCCCUGGCCAGGGAUCUCCAUACCCUAACAAGUUGGUAAUUCAAAAUGUAGAGGUGGACCUUGAAGACUUCUGAGGAACUUUAGUCUUUUCUCUCCUACCAAAAAACUGGCCCAGGUUCUUGCAGAUGCCCCAGUUCCUAUAGUUUCUCCCAGCAACCAGACAGAAGAAUUGCAUGAGGAAUUCUGAGUGAACUGUGCUGUGCACAAUGCCUCCAGGUAUCAGUGGUAAGUUCCACAGCCCCUUUUAGCAUGUGAUUUACAAAGAGAAGGCCACAAUGUGAUUUGGUGUCUUUCUGCCCAUGCUGAGGUUUAUAUAAAGUGUGCAGCACUUUCUAUGUUGAAUUUAUUGACACACCCAAAUGUGCACACAAAAAAUGCUGCAUACUCCUCUCCAGGGUAAUGUCUAAUGUCAUAUACACCCUGAAUUCAAGGACAAGCAUAUUAAAAAAUAGCUUUAACUAUUGUUAUAUGAGUGUGAACUUUAUUACUUAUUAAUACUUGUCCAGAGCAUAGAACAGAGGGAAAUGGAAACACAAAAUCUGAAGACAGUAUAUAGUAGUUAAAAAGCAAAGCAGGACAGUGGAAAAUAAUAUCUGUUAUUUCUUUCAUUUUAUUUUUCUCACUAUUUUUAAAUUGCAAAUGCAUGUAAGCAUCCAAAAACUGAUCAAAAUGCAACACAUGAAAACCUCCCAUUUAUAUGCCAAGCAGGCAUUCCCCAGGUGAGCAGCUCUAAUGUGAGCCCUGAGGUGGAAGGGCCACUCAGGAUGUGGAAUGAGUAAUUUCCCUCUGUGCCAGCUGAGUCGUGCCCUCUGCUCAGCCCGCCAGCACAGGUGGCAGCUGGGAUUCCAGUGGCACAGCUGGGAUUCCAGUGGCACAGCUGGGAUUCCAGUGGCACAGCAGGGCUCUCCCUCCCUCAGCUGUGAGCAGGCUUCCAACUUCCCCCACCCCGAGCUCCUGGUGGCAUUGCUGUGCUCCUGGGGAGGUUUAGGUGCCAUUUUAUGUUGGCAUCUGCUGCCCCUUCUAGUCUGGCCAAUAUUUUAGGCUGUGCUUUGGGACUGGGCUCAAGAGCAGCUGUCUUUGUGGAACCCACAAUUCCCCCAUUCAGGGUUGUAGAAACAGAAAAAGUGAAGUUCUUGGUAGUGAUGAAAGCCCUUUCUUGAUUAAGGAGGAUUACUAGUCUUAGAUUUAAAGUUUAGGGCUAAAAAAGUGAAUAUGGUGGAGCCCAGGAUUCUCCAAGAUUCUCAAAGAGAUGAGAGUUAACAGGGCAAGAAAAGGUACUGCUUUCCUGAAACCCCCUCCUACCCCUUUUCUUCCAAAGGAGAAAAUUCAUCAAAAUAAGCCUGGAUCCAUGACCUCUGUUGGUUUUGAUCAAAGUGUAUUUUCUGACAGAAAAAACAACUCUGUCAAAUGUUGCUGCGUUAGGUAUGGAUCUGACUGUGCAUAGACACAUCUUAGCUAUGUAAGGGGAUUAAGAGCUCAAACUCAUUGAAAUUCAGGAGGGAGGCAUUUUGCUUCCUUGGAGAUGCAGGCCCUAGAGAUUCAGAUCCCCAGGGGAACAGACAGCUAUUAACUUUGACAAGAGCUCUCCAUCACUUGUUCUAGGAAAAUUCUCAGUAGAAAAAAAUCAUAUUGUUAGUCCUGGAUUGAGGAGGCAGAUGAGAAGACAUUUAGGUGCUAUUUAUAUUUUCUUUUGGGCACCAUGCAGAUCUAUUUCUGUGAUUUUUAUCAGUGGUUUAAUACUAUUUUUGACAGAGGUGGGUGAUAGUCCCUAUAACAGGGACUAAAUUUAUAUCUGUCUUCUAUAUGUGUAUCUGCUCCCACAGUUUUCAGCUUUCAAUCCCCAUAUCAUGAAUUUAAAUGCACUAAAAAUACAUUUGUUUUUCAGAGUUGCCUGCUGCCGGUUUUCCUGAGCUUUACAGGCCACUGCUGAGUCACAGAUUGGUUCUACAUGGAGCUUUUGUAAAUAAUGCUCUACAAAUAUAAUCAUAGAGUCAGAACAAAGGUUUGAUCCCAUAGGAGAUGGUCAGAAAAAGAUCAAGAUGUUAAAGAGCCAUCCCCUGGUUUAAUUUCCGAGCUUCUGGCAGGUGAUAAUGUAGUGCUGUACCGAACCAGAGUUUGCAUCUGUGUCAUCACGUUUGUUAGUCAUCAGUGAAACCAGUCUUCAUUAAUUUGGCUCAUCCAUUUGCAGCCUUCUUUUGCUCUCUGUACCAUUCUCUGGUAAAUUCCAUUAUGCAUGAUAAGUUUUGUUAAUAUUGGCCCAAGAGUUUUGUUUUUCUCCCUCAGAGAGCCUUGCAGUUGAUCUGUUCUGCAGGCAGAGGUGUUCUGCCAGCAGCGCUGUAGAUCCCAGGGGAUCUGCAGGUGCCCACAAGCCCUGUCCACAUCCCACAGCACAGGAGCAGCACAGCAAAGGCCUCUGCCAUGGCCCCGUCCAGCAUUUGUAAGGACACUAUUCACACUACAAAUGUGUGACAGGAUCUAUCAGCUCCUUCUGCAGGACAAUUAUACUGGAGCUGCCCAGCCUGUCCCUCCCCUCCAUGAGUGAUGGAAGCACUGCCCAGCUUCAGCUCUGCACCCUAGGGGCUGGGAGGGGAGGGGAGGGGAGCCUGUCUGUGGGGUUAUGGCUGGGUAACAACCACAUGUCUCUUCUGCAGCUUCAGCAAACCAUGGUAAAACACACGGGUGACUGAGGGAGCCAAAGCUUCCACUGCUGCCCUGUGUGAAGAUGCUUCCUGGCUCUGCCCCUGCUUUCAGUGUUCCCACUUCACCUGUGCCACUACAGCCGCCCAGCACAUGCAGCUUCUGCCAUGUUCUAAAGCAUUGUGAUGGGCAACUCUUUGCCUGAUUACCUCCCUGGACAUGUCUUUCGCUCUGGCUCUUCAUUAACCCAGAAAACUCCAUUAACACAACCUUAAAGGGCAAGUACUUUGCUGCAGGUCAGGUUUAGCCAGCUCAGCUCCAAUGUAAACAUCUCUGCUUGGCACACAGGUGCUGCAGGAUCACUGUCACAGAAUCAUCUGAGCUGGGAGGGACCACAAGGGUCCUUGAGUCACUACUGUCACUGAUGGAGCUCCUUUCAAGCACAUUUAUCUGUGCUUUAUUUUGGUUGAUUUUUAAACAUAUAGUGUGUCGCAAUAUAUGUAUUUUUAGUUAGUGAAAACAUCUUUUAUAUGUCAAACCAAGCAAUUUUAAAAAGCUAUUCUGUUAGCUUUUUCAGUGUGUUGAUGGUUAAACACACUUCUUAGUAUGUUGAAAAUUUUCUGCUGAAAGUAAAAGAUGCUUUCAGCAAUUCGUGCAGUUUAAGAAUUAAAUGAUCAGGCCAAGUCGUAAAAAUAACAUUUUGACUUCUGCGUUUUUAAUAUGCAAUGUUUUAUAUGUUUUUGCUAUCAUAAGUGCUUUCUUUUAAAUUGUAAAAAUCAUUUCUGUUGGUUUUGCUAAUACUAGAUUUUCUUCUUUUGUAGUUUCUCAAGAUUACCAGAGCUAAAAUAAAAAUAAACUUCUUUUAGCACUUUAAAACACAGAACUGUCUUAGAGAAUUAGAGUUCAGAAAGAAAACAAAUUUCUACUUUACCUUCUCCCUGACUUGUGUGUUUGGACAGCACAAACACAGUACCGACAGCAAAACAUGGGAGUUACACUGAUUCCUCCAAAUCUUGUCUCAGAGAUGAGUCCCACAGCUCCCUGCAAAGUAAUUGGUCUAAUUAGGUGGUAGGAAGGAGCUUCUUUAAAUUCCUCAGAAAUUAAGACGUGUCAUCCGCUUAACAUCUUAGCAUCUGCUACUGCCUCUUCCACAUUUCUCUGCUACAUCAGUCUGAAGGGCACUUUCCUGGACAUUUCAGAGAGACAAAAAAAUAAAAAUAAAUAAAACCAACAAAAACCAAGCCCUUAUAACACAGAAGAAGUUGGCUCUUUCUUCAGUGGGAUGAAGCAUGUAAGGCAUUUCACCCCCUCCUUAUUUCUCAGUUUGGUGCAUGUUUGCCUGGUUCAGGCAAAUUAUGCCCCCUAUUUCUUUGAUAAUGGAGCCAGAAGCACAAACGGGAACAUGGCACUUCUCAGCCUUUCAGAGGACACGCCUGUUGGUACCCAUGUGUACACUCUGAAUGGAACUGACCCAGAAGGAGAUCCUGUGACAUAUGGCCUGACCUAUGAAGCUGGAUCAAGGCGCUACUUUUCUGUUGACAAGAAUCAUGGAAAUGUUACUUUGAUCGAGGAGCUUGACAGAGAGAAGGAAGAUGAGAUUGAAGUUAUUGUCAGUAUUUCAGAUGGCCUGAGUACAGUUUCUGAAAAAGUCAGGAUCCUUGUAAUGGAUGCCAAUGAUGAGAGCCCAGAGUUCAUCAAUACACCUUACAUAGUCCAAGUCCCAGAGAACACUCCCUCCAGCAGCAGUAUCUUUAAGGUCGAGGCAAUAGACAAAGACACGGGUUCUGGAGGAAGUAUCACCUACUUCUUGCAGAACAUCCAUGCUAAUAAGUUUACAAUAGACCGUCACAGCGGCGUCCUGCGCAUCAAGCCAGGGGUCACCCUGGACUAUGAGAAAUCAAGAACACAUUUUGUUGUCGUCGUAGCCAAGGAUGGUGGUGGGAAGCUCAGGGGAGACAACAAAGUCUUUUCAGCCACAACAACAGUUACCAUCAAUGUGGAGGAUGUUCAGGACACUCCUCCUAUGUUCAUCGGGACUCCCUACUAUGGAUAUGUCUAUGAGGACACGCUCGCAGGCUCUGAGGUCCUUACUGUUGUUGCUCUUGAUGGAGACAGAGGAAAGCCUAACAGUAUUCAUUAUUGCAUCGUGAAUGGAAGUGAAGGUUCAUUUGAAAUCAGCAACACAACUGGAGCCAUUUCUGUGAUAAAAAGCCCAAAUCAGCUCAAGAAAGAAGUGUAUGAACUAAAAGUUAAGGCAUCAGAAGUCAGUCAGGAAGGUGACAUCUCUGAGUACACAUUUGCCACGGUGACCAUACGGGUGGUGGACCUCAACAACCACCCACCAACAUUCUAUGGAGAAAAUGGUCCCCAGAACAGGUUUGAACUGACCAUGUACGAGCAUCCCCCAGAAGGUGAAAUCUUAAGAGGAUUGAAGAUUACAGUCAGUGACUCAGAUCAGGGAGCCAAUGCUAAAUUCAACCUCCGUCUUGUUGGACCUGGUGGCAUCUUCCGAGUGGUUCCUCAAACUGUCCUGAAUGAGGCUCAGGUUACAAUAAUAGUGGAAAAUUCUGCUGCUAUUGACUAUGAAAGCUUCAAGGUGUUAACCUUCAAGCUUCUUGCAAUAGAGGUGAACACACCGGAGAAAUUCAGCUCGACAGCUGACGUAGUGAUUCGCCUGCUGGAUACCAACGACAAUGUCCCAAAGUUCUCCUCUGACUACUACAUUGCCAGGAUCCCCGAGAACUCCCCAGGGGGCUCCAAUGUAGUUGCUGUUACAGCUACAGAUCCCGAUUCAGGGCUUUGGGGAGAAAUCAAGUACUCUAUCUAUGGAACAGGAGCAGAUCUGUUCCUAAUCCACCCAUCAACAGGUAUAAUUUACACCCAGCCGUGGGCUGUACUAGAUGCUGAAGUGAACUCAAAGUAUAAUUUCUAUGUGAAAGCAGAGGACACAGAUGGGAAAUACAGCUUGGCUGAAGUGUUUAUCACUGUGCUAGAUGUCAAUGACCACUCUCCAGAGUUCAAUGAAAACAUCCAGGAAAAGACGAUGAUCAUUGGGUCACCGGUGAAGAUAGAGGCUAUAGACCAAGAUGCAGAAGAACCCAACAACAUUGUGGAUUAUUCCAUCAUGCAAGCAGAUCCAGCCAAUGUGUUUGACAUAGACCAAAGCACUGGGGAAAUCAAGCUGAAAUCCUAUAUCCGAUCUCUGGACAUCAUCCACAACAUCACAAACAAUAAAGACUGCAUAUGGUCAUUGGUGGUCCAGGCCAAAGACCGAGGCUCCCCGUCCUUCAGCACCACAGCAGUUCUGAAGAUUGACAUCACAGAAGAGACUCUCCACAAAGGGCCUAUGGCCGCCUUUUUGAUGCAAACUAAAGAUAACCCCAUGAAAGCCUUAGGAGUGCUAGCUGGUGUCAUGGGCAUAAUGGUGCUGAUAACUAUCAUGAUCUCUACUGCCAUGUUCUGGCGCAACAAGCGGUCCAACAAAGUCAUGCCGGUGAGAAGGAUCAUAAAAAAGAGGCAGAUGCCGCCAUCCCGGACAGUCAGGAUGGAGUGGCUGAAGUUCAAGAGGCCCAGCAACGCUGCAGAGAAGUUUGUCGUUGAGGAGGACGUGAAGAGCCUACACAAUGAGAACAGCAACAAUAACGUCCAGGUUGUCCCCGUGCCGCCAGCAGCCCCCCUGCCCCCGCCACCCCCUGCCCUGGCUCCCCGGGGCGAUGCCCCAGGGUGGCGGGUGCCAACCGUGUCCGGGUCCCUAACCCCCAAGCAUAUUAUCAAGCCACAGAAGAAGAAAGGUCACAGCAGCACCCACAAUGCUCUCGUGUCAGAACUCAAAAUGAGGUUUGAGAAGAGGAAUGCAGCUUUUGGGGAGCCCCACAUCUAGGUGCUCUCAGCAGCCCCCAGAGACUGGAGACUGUGGCUGGGCAUGGAUAUUUUUACUUGCUGUCUCUUCCCUGUGUCUGUCAGCACCCUGUGAACCAGAGCAGCUGCUCGCUGUGAUAGCCACCCCUCACCUUCUGCAAGUACCAUCGCGACUGCGGCUCCCUCGGCCGUGUCCCGUGGGCCCUCCCUGCAGCCACGUCUGACCACGGUGCUGAGUGCACCGGCCACAGCUUCCCCAGGUGGACAGGGACUCGGGCUGCCCCUGGUUUGAAGGUCUCUACCCAGAGCUUGGGUUUGCAAACAAAUGCUCUGCAGCCAAGGCCCUGGUGGAUGCUUCUUCUGACCUGGCCUGGCAGGUGGGUUUGAGGUGUCUGAAAAUCCAUCACUUCAAAUCCCAGACCCAUUUUUGAAGACGUUGGCCUGGCUGUGGCAGCAGCACUGAGUCAAGGUGCAGGUCUCCUACAGCAGUGACACUGCCCUGUCCUGUGCACAGUGUGCUAUGCAACAGCUGGCGGAGCGAUGUGCUCGUGGCCUGAGUACCUUCAUUCCCAAAAGGCAAGCGGGCACGCUUGGAGAAGUUCUUUGUUUUCCUGCAGCUUACGCUGGGUUUUGCCAGAGCACAUUGCCAUGAUGCUGUGCUUUGCUUCUGCCCUGGACUUGCCUGCCGGGAAGGGAUGGGAUGGGCACCUCAGCCUUCCCUGGACCAGCAGGGGCAAGAUUUGAGCACAGAAGUUCAAUAGCAACACUCAGCACUGCCUCCUGAGACUGCGCCCCAAAAGAGCGGGAGCCCAGAAGGAGAAGGACAUGAAUAAAAACACUGGGAAGACAAGGUAAAACUGAGAGGCAAAUGAUAAGCAGAAGACAGAGACAAGUGCUGGAAAGUUGCAUAUGUUGGUCAGGGAAGUGUCUGGAAAGGUCAUAUGGUGUUGUACACUGCUAGCAGUAAGUGUCAAGGAAUAUAUUUCAUCACCUCUCCUGGCUUAUUGCAGGGACUGGUGUGUGCAAAAGGAGUUUUCCAUAAAAUAUUCAGGUAUUUCAUAUCAGUAUUUUUGAGUGAAUCACACAACAGUUGAUGGGGGAGGACUGGCAGGGCAGCUGACACGUUUUUUUUCCUGUUACAUGACAGUAAAAAGGACCCAAGAGCAGAGCACUUUUUUCACUGGAUCUACCCCACAGACUCCCCCUCAGGUUGGUUUCUGAGAUGUUUUUAGCUGUUUCCCAUCCCCUGGGGAGAAGGCAGCACCAACCAAGCUGGCUGGGGAGCAGCACCCUGCACCCUCUUUCUGAGACCCAACUCUGCAGGGAAGCUGUGCUGUCAGGGUACCAGGAACAUCAAGGUGGGGAGCACACCAUGUUAAUUCAAGGGGUUCAUGAGAGGUCUCCAGCUGUCAUUUCGGUUGAACCAGCAGACCUGGCCCUCAGGAUCUCCUCUCACUCCAGUAGCUGAAAUAAUUCCCCUUUUUGCACCAGGACUUCCUCAGUUUAGAGGAUGGCUGGUUGACUAUGAAAUUAUGCACUUACAAGGAAAAUCUUGUAUUUUUUAACUUCAGUUCAACCUACCUAGAAGCCAAUAGUGCUCGCUGCUCAUGUCAGCAGGAGCUGAGCCAGCAGCUGUAGCCAAGAGGUGCAGGAGAGUCCCAGCUGGGAGCCAUGGCAGGAGCACAGCUCCCAGAGCCUCUCCUGUCACAUCUCUCAUUUUCUCUACUGUUUUCUUGCUUAUCCCUCCUCCUGGGGCACUGUGAUGUGAGGCCAAGUUCUCACCUGUCCAGUCCCCUCGUCCUUGUCCCCUGGCCAUAAGCUGGCUGGAGGGAGGGGACAUGCAGCUCCUGACCCCAGUCCUGUUGCCCUGUGCAAGCACCUGCCUUCUGCUGGCUGUUUCCACAGGUUCUGCAAUGUUCCCCCAAGUUCCUGAUUUAUUCCCCAUUUCACUGUCUUCCCAGUGUUGUGUUAUUGCCAGUAUUCAGUGUUCAUUCUCUAAUGAGGAAAGCCUAUAAAGACCAUUCAAUUAAGUCAGAUUUAACAGGAAUUACAGGCUUAUAGUCUUAGAGAUUAUAUUUAAGAGGCAAUAAAGAUGUUUUAUUAAUAUGUUGCGAGACUCUUUCCCAGUUACUCUGUAUUUCAACUUCAAGGGUUUUUUUAAUAAAUAAAUUUUUUAAAAAUCUGCAAAA